Messenger RNA from Cephus cinctus (wheat stem sawfly), 2616 nucleotides. Its product is annotated as sphingomyelin phosphodiesterase 4. The record is from RefSeq and is a predicted model, not a curated record. The transcript is spliced from 13 exons. Gene Ontology annotation, molecular function: sphingomyelin phosphodiesterase D activity. Gene Ontology annotation, biological process: ceramide biosynthetic process; sphingomyelin catabolic process; glycerophospholipid catabolic process. NCBI's taxonomy places the organism in Eukaryota, Metazoa, Arthropoda, Insecta, Hymenoptera, Cephidae. Bases 175 to 2544 code for a protein of 789 amino acids.
UGUGAACUUCCAAUCCUGAUUACAUAGAACCAAUUACUGGGCACAUGUCCCACAUGAGGAUACAGCCAUAAGGAAAGGGAGAAAGGAAGGCGCGUAUUUACAGUCAGUUACAUGUUACUUUAAUACAGUGAAAUAAACAUUUUUAUUACUGUUAAACGAAGCAAAUAUACAAAAAUGACAACUUCUGCUGAUGUCGUGACGAUGCGAAUGCAGUCGUACCUGUGUCUACCUUUGGUACAACGUUGCAGAGAAAUUGCUAUUUUAAUUGACGAAUCGAGUACUACAGAACUUCAACAUGUUUUUCCAAUACUCAUUGAUUCACUUUUUGGAAUUACCGAUAAUGUUGGAUGGGGACUACAUACUAUUAGUAUGAAAAGCAAUCUCCAGGAAUAUGAAAUAUUAUGCAAUUUUCUUAGUCCUCUAGGACCUAUUUUUUCACUAUGCUAUAAGCUACUACCGGAUUGUUACUUAAAAUAUAAUUUUCCAGUAACGUAUCUACCGUCAAAGAUACGUCUCAUGCUGGACGAUGGAAUUAUACCACCAUUCUAUUCCGAUAAAAUCAGAGAUGAUCACAGCACACGUGCACCAUUGGCUCUAUCUAUGAAUCCUUUCGAGUAUUAUAUAUUCCACUUUGCUUAUCAUCUUACAAAUCCCUGGCUGCAACUUCAACACCAAGAAAAUGUUUGGAUGAACUGGGAAACAGUAUAUGUUCAAUUAGCACACUGCUAUUUGUAUCAUUUUCUACCAAGAGACAAUUCUCCAGUGUUACCUAUCAUUGGACCAUAUGUAAAGAAAACACCACCAAGGAAAUUAAUGCAGUCACCUGAAUCAAAAAGGGAUUUUAAUAGGUUACAAACACCACGUCUUCUAAGAACAUCAAUAUUGUCUCCAGAAUCCACAAGUCCUACCAAUCGGGUACCUCAACAGCAAUGUUUACCACAAGUGUGGCGCAGUGAAACCAUUGUCCAAGUAUUUCUUGAUUUCUGGUUGGAAUAUACAGAGGUGGAUCAACUGACCCCUCAUAGUGGUAGGCCUUUAGCUUCCUCGUUACCUCCUAGAAACAGUAUUCAUUCAGGAGAACACAUUCGUCUUGUAAGAGCAUUUAUUAAAACCUUACACGAAUUUGCUAAUAGCGCAGUUGGUGAUAAAAGCGCGAUGGAUGAAUUAAAAAGGGUAAUUCUUCCAUCAGUCCAGGGUAAAAUUUAUACAUUUUUGCGAAAAGCUAUUCAUCAUUGGCCACUCGAUAGCUCUUUUAGACUAAUACUAGAAGCUUGGCUAAGUUUCAUUCAGCCAUGGAGGUACAUUCCAGGUGUAGCAUACACAAAAGAAGGGAAAGCUGACGAAGAAGAAAGGGGUAAAAUUCAUGACGAGUCCAGAUGGAUCUCAUUUGUUGCAAACAAUUUAUUAGCCUACACAGCAAUCUUCCGACAAUUAUUACCUCGGUUUAUGAGAAUUGAUCUCAUAGCUCCGAAGAAUGCUCUAAUGUUGUUUCGAGUUACUAAGGUAUUUUCUCAACCGCACUUGGCAAAAAUGUUAUCUGAAAUUGAAAGCUGUAUGGACGAUUCUAAUUUAAGCAGAAGUAAAAUGUCGACUAAUCAAUGGACAGCUAUUGUACGCCAACAGAUUUUUGAUCUGGAAGGCCCAACAUAUCAAUAUGUUCCAAUGUUCUCACAAACUACUGUAUCUCAAGUUAUGUGGUUCUUAAGAAUAAUAAAACAGGCGCAUUUAACGGCUACAAGUUUAGUCGAGGCUUUAGAAAAGCGACGAACGGCACGAAGAUUUUUAAUGUCUUUGUGGGAAUUCAUUAAUGGCGAGGAUUAUUCUGGAGAUGAAAUAAGCCUCGAGGAAAGACGUCGUGUACCCGUAUAUCUUGCCAACGCACAGCAACAACUUAUAGAUAUAUUCCAGAUCAGACUCGAAGAUAUUCCUCAAGUUGCCAUAGUAGCUGAUCAGGAAUAUCAUGACAGUAUACUAUCCACAUCGUUUCAUCAUCAGUCUCAGAUGGACAUGAGCCUAGAUUCAAGUAGACCUGGUGUCUAUGUUCCUGUACAGGAAGGCAGACAGAAUUGUAGAUACGUUGAAUACAUGGGUGAUCCUGAACUACAACCAGUGCGUACAACAGAAAUAGCAUUUUUGGUCAGAGCACUGUUCAAAUUGUGUAAUUAUAUCAAUACAAAGUAUCGUUAUGAAUUCACUGCAGUAUACAACAGAAACGAUUUUGUUGGAAGACUUGUACGACAAAUCCUACAACCUCCUACAGUGGUAAAAAAACUUCCAAAGCGAACAACUCACGGAUUUUCAUCGAGUUACGAGGAACGAAUUCCACCAAGAAUCAGUCUACGGCGCUUUGCCAGUCACAGUUUUGUGACUGUCAUGUUCCUUGGAAUGUUUUCCUUCUGGCUGAUUGGUUACGGCAUCACAACAUUCUUCGGACUCGUUCUCUGCAUCUGGAUACUAUACGUAAUUGCACGAGCAACGUGCGAACCCUGGAUACGAUCAGAUAUGCACAAUCUGAGACCAAACGCAUCAGCAUUUUUAAAUUAGAUAAUGAAAUACAUUACAUAACGACUGACACUCCGAUGAAUCAAGAAAUAAAGAAUACAGACAUUAUAUAUA